GUGGCAGUGGUGGUGGAACUGAAGUAGUCCUAAAGCUACUUGACACACAACGCCGCGCGCACGUAUCCUGCCUGUCUCUCUACUGCAGGAGAUGUAACUUUUUGCUAACAGCACCAGUCGAAUGAGUACAGACGAUGGACUACCGUGUAUGAAAAACGUAAACAGACGGAGAUACUGUGUUAAAUAAUACUGACCACCAACGUAUUUGAUGUGCGAGGAACCAUCGAGGGGGAAGAGUCUUCCUCGAACCGUUGCAUUCGACUGAGUGGGUGUCCGAGAAGCCUGUCGACCCACCCAACCUUCCUACAUGUUUUGAAUGAAGCAUCUUUAUUUUGUCAAGCGGGUUCAUACUCAAGGAAUUUAUUUUGUGCCAUACAUUGGUGAGAAAAUGUUCCGGUCGGUUUUAACAGUUGCUCGAAAUAAACCUGGAUAACACGAGGGACACAGAAACAGAGCUGCUUGCCUCACCUUUGGAUCUCCCUGGGGCCUGAACGUUUGGGGGUGUGUGGAAGUACAGUAACGUACUCGUUCAUGCAUCUCGGAGUCGCCGAGUCCAUGCGAGAGUGCGAGUACAGCCAGAUAAGCACUCGCAGCUCCACUCCGAUGGAGUCCCCGCACAAGAAGAGGACCCUGAGGAAGAAAUGGCAGACCUUCCCGGGGCGGAAUAAGUUUUACUGUGACGGGCGGAUUAUGAUGGCCAGACAGACGGGUGUCUUCUACCUGACCCUGGCCCUCAUCCUGCUCACGAGCGGGCUCUUCUUUGCCUUUGACUGCCCGUACCUGUCAGAUCGUCUUACGCCGGCCAUCCCAGUGAUUGGCGGAGUGCUCUUCUGCUUCGUGAUUGGCACGUUGCUGCGGACGAGCUUCAGCGAUCCGGGAGUGCUGCCCAGAGCCACGCCAGAGGAGGCCGCAGACCUGGAGCGUCAGAUAGAUGUGGCCAAUGGCUCCAGCUCCACGGGCUACCGGCCGCCCCCCAGGACCCGAGAGGUGGUCAUCAACGGCCAGACGGUCAAGCUGAAGUACUGCUUCACCUGCAAGAUCUUCAGGCCUCCGCGAGCCUCACACUGCAGCCUUUGUGACAACUGCGUGGAGCGUUUUGACCACCACUGUCCGUGGGUGGGGAACUGUGUGGGCCGGAGGAACUACCGCUUCUUCUACAUGUUCAUCCUCUCGCUCUCCUUCCUCACCAUCUUCAUCUUCAGCUUUGUCAUCACCCACGUCAUCCUCCAGUCUGAACACAAGGGAUUUCUCGGGGCACUCAAGGACAGUCCAGCAAGUGUGCUGGAGGUGGUGGUGUGCUUCUUCUCCGUCUGGUCCAUCGUCGGACUCUCCGGCUUCCACACCUACUUGAUCGGCUCCAACCAGACCACCAACGAAGAUAUUAAAGGGUCGUGGUCGUCCAAACGAGGAAAGGACAACUACAACCCCUAUAGCCAUGGCAACAUCUUCAGCAACUGCUGUGCAGCACUCUGUGGGCCCCUGCCCCCCAGUCUUAUUGACAGAAGAGGCUACAUGCUGCCAGACACGCCCAUCCCUGCACCACCCACCAAUGGCAUCACCAUGUACGGUGCCACUCAGUCUCAGAGUCACAUGUGUGACCAAGACCAGUGCAUUCAGAGCACCAAAUUCGUUUUGCAGGCCGCCACCACCGUGCCGCUGCUCCAGAACUCCACCUCCGCCCCUCCGGAGCAGCCCCUGGUCCCCGAGGAGCCCUCCCUGCCCGGCCGCGCCUCCAUGGGAGCCCUCCCUACUCCUCCUGCUCCUGCUGCUCCUCCUGCCGCCCCCCUGGCCCUGGCCCUCACCCAGCCCCAGUGCCCCGGGUCGCUAUUACUGGGUCAGCCCACGCCGCCCGCCUCCACCACCCCCAGCCUGAGCCUCAGCUGCGACGGAGAGAUCAUCCCCCCCCCCCCCCCCUCUCUUCCGCCCGAACCCCCCCAGCAGCACCACCUCCACCCGCACGCUGCACACCAACACCAACAGCUCCAGCACCAGAUGCCUUCACAUGCAUAUGCACAUCCGCACACGCUGCCGCACCCGCACACGAUGCCGCACCCUCACCCACACCUCCACAACCACUUCCUGACACCGGAGGAGGUGCCCUCGCCGCCGGGCAUGCUGCCGUGCGGCAGCCCCCUGGCACACAGCCACACGCUGCCCUUCUACCACCCGGCCAGCCAGGACUCGCUGCACGAGGACUCGGUACGGGGCCUGGUCAAGCUCAGCUCCGUCUGACCAACACCUGUACAGACAACCACCACACCGAACUACACCACACCUCUGUCUUCAAGUCUACAGAGGACUCCUGCAGUGGAAUACUAACUGUCUGUCUGUGUUGAUGGAUGGUUGAACUGUGUGCCCCUUUCUCAGAACUGCCCUUCCGCAGCCAGCCACCCUCCACAGGAAUGGCAGGCAGGACACAUGCAGGGGUCGUGCAGGCAGAGGCAGGAGAAGCUAAAAGGGCCAAAAACUGCUUUGCCUCAACAUUCAAAGGCUUAAGUGGCUCUUCAUGACUCAGAAUAUAUGCUUUUUCACACUUGCGCGCACGUGCCGCGCACACACACACUCACACGCACAAAAACACACACACACACACACAUAGGGCUGAGUACCGAUCAGAAUUUUUCGGUUUCGGUUCCGGUUCUAGAACCUACGUUUCAAUGCCGGUUCCUGACGGUGCCAUUUUCGGUUCCUAAUUUAUAAACACUGGGGAUGACGAAAUGUUUAAAAAUCUCAACCGACCACCGAGCCUCCCUCAUUAUCCAGUUGAAGUCUCAGGGAAUUUAUUUUAAAUUGAGAACUACAAUCUAAAUCCAACCCUAUCCAUUUCGUGGGUGUGCAUCUUUGCAUCUGAGCAUCAGUACAGUCGAUGCUCAUGGCAAACGCACAGACAAUCGUGCGAAUUUACCUGAUUACAAACUGAACCAGCAUGAAGUUUUGCAUCAGCCCCAGACAACUUGAGCGGCAAAACAACAAGGAGAAACUCAUAUUUAAUGUUUUACGCUGCACGCGCUCCUUUUAAAACAUGCCCUGUGUGGGGGGAUUUUGGCCGCGCGCGCGGACUCUUAAAUGGAAAAGCAUGGUGUACUGUCUGACCUGUCAUUACCGUCCCGUUGACUGAGUGAGUGUCAGGAUUUGGCCUGUUGAAACUUUUCCAAUUUUUGGCUUAAAAUCAGGGAAUUUUUGCCGUUUUUUGUAGCUGACAGGUAUGCUGUUCUUGCAAACAGUUUUAAAACAAGUAAGGUCGCCAAAUUCCGCCCACUUCACUGAUCACUUCACUGUGACCGUGAUAAUGUCACUAUUUCAAAUACUAUUUGAUUAUGCUAUCGUAUAUUUUUGGAUAGCGGCAACUGUGUAGAUGAGGUAAGGAGCAAUAUUAGCUAACAUUGGUAGCCCUUUCUAUCGUAAUUUGGAGAUAACGUCCAGCAUGUCCAAAAUCUAGUUUCAGCACAAUUCGCCGGCGAAAGGCUCCCAAUUCCGCCCGCUUGAUUUCAGGUCACGUCGGUAUUUCCGUUAUUGUUUAUUAUUCCUUCAUGCUGCUUUGCUUAUUUCGUUCACACUUGUAGUCCUGGCUUUACCUUUGAUUAGUUUGGUCGUUACUGUGGAAACGGUUGAAUAAUUUUGGUCCUAAAGCGAAACGGGGAAGCGGCCAGGGCGAGUUUUUAGCCAGAAUGUCGUCGUGAAAUUAAAGUUCCACCUCUUUCAUGCUGCCGUUACGACACACUUCAUUACAAUGCUGUUUAUGGCCGUUGACUCGGUUUUAAAUGUCAUCACUGUUUCAAAUUGUAAGCAUACAAACUCUAUAUCAUGUCGAUAUCCAUUCGUGACUUAAACAGUGGAUACAUAGGCCUAAUUAAUUAGGCGGGCGGAAUUGGGGGACGGGCGGAGGCGACUUGGCUAUUACUGUAGCUUGCUACGCACGCAGUGAAACACUGGGCGUGCUCUGUUUCGAGUUCUUUGAAUGGUCCAUAAUUAUAGGUUACCAAACGAAAAAAAAUAUCCACAUAGAAGAAAUCAAGUCUUCAGUUUCAAUAAUCCACGUUACUGCUUUCCGUGGCGCAAAUGUAGGCUCUGCCUACCAUAACACACAAAGAAAGUCUCUCGCGGCCAAAAGUGACUGAGCUCACCUGAUGCUUCUGAUAUGAGUUUCCGUUUUAUUGACAUGAAAUUUAAACUUUGCAAUGAUUCACAGUGUAAUCCAAAAAGUCAGAGAAUGUGCGCACCCACCACUAAAGGGAAAAGGUCCCCAACACUGUUUGAUGAUUCAUGGUGGAGCAAACAGUGUUGCCGACUUUUACUUUCUCAUACGCCGAUGUAACCAUCUGAAUAAUGAUGGAUGCACACGCUCGCAGUGGCUGUGUCGAAGACAAAGUUUGAAUUCUUUGCCAUCUACAAAACGCUAGAAAUAGGCUACUCUUCUCGGUAAGCCUACACAAAUUAAAGAUGGGCUGAUGGUAGUUUCUCUCGUAACGUUAGUAUCCACAGAUGAUUUGACCACCUGUUUAAAAGGGGGUGUAGCCUGCCAGCAGUCUCUGCAAGCCCGAAUGUGAUCAAAAUUAAUGUUGCCAGAUUUUUUGCCAGAAGCGACUGCCGUUCUGACUGCGUUAACGUUCUGGGGUUAUAAAUGCGAAAUGAUAACUGACGCGAUGGACAUCUAGGAACCGAAACGUGGAACCGACAGCCAAGGCACGUUUCGAUGCCAAGUAGAACCUUAGCCUUUCAUUCAAUUCCAUUAAGGAACCGAAUUUCGGUACCCAGUCCUACACACACACACACACACAAACACACACACACAUACACAGUCAGACUCUGAGAUGAGCGUCAUCCAGCCUGCGUUUUUGCCAAUGCACAGCACACAAACACCAACACAGAUACUUAAAGUACACAUGCUCCCACACACACACACACACACACACACACACACACACACACACACACACAAACGGCUCUCUGCUGGUGUCUUAUUCUAAAGGUGUCUUAAAGAUGUCCACUGAUUUCUCAUAAUGGCAAGCUAAAUCCACUGCCCCACCCCACCCCAUACUCCACCCCAUACCUACCCGCCCUGAACAUCUUGAAAGCCCCCAGGCUAGUGCCCCCUAGAGGCAGAGCAGAGGCUGCAGGAUGGGGCAUAGACAUACUCUUUAUACAGAGCGUCCCAUAACAAUGUAUACACUUUACAUUAUUGUAGGUGUGUUUUUAAUUCGUGGAAUUUUCAAAGUGUGGUAAAAUUUACUAAGUGAUACCAAUUUUUUUCACAACCUUCUCUCAAAUUGAUCUGAGACAUCAGAGGCAUCUGUAACAGGGAAUGCAGCCAUUUAAAGUGAAGACACAAAAAUACCAAGGGAGUUGUGUGAUUAGGUGUAAUGAAUGCCAGUUUGAGAACAGGAGAACAGAACACUUUGAAAAAUACAUGAAUUCAAAGGACAAGUGCACUAUUUUGAACAUUAAGCCCCUUUUCUGAGUUGUCUGCAAUGUUUAAGAACACCCCUCACCGUUAAUUUCAUGUUUGCUGCUGUCCAUUAUUUGGCGAUUUUGUUUUUUUGUCUCAACCGGCUUUAGAAUGGCUGUCUAUGGUAGGGUGACCAGACGUCCCGGUUUGACCGGGACAGUCCCGGUUUGGAGUUGUGUGUCCCAGGUCCCGAGCAAACCCUCUCGGGACACAGAUAUGUCCCGGUUUUGGCCACCCACUACAUUGCGCCAUGUCUAUCGGGGUAAAUAUAUGGAAAAUAUUACAUGUUUACUGGCCACAAUUAAUGGCAGCCAGCGCUUGUAUAGAAAGUCUGAAGGAGUCAGUUGCGAUUUGUCAUUCCUCCCUCUAAAAUUGAUUAGAAUGCAGGAAAUGGCAUCUAAAAAGAACAAAUUUUCCUGGGGGAGGACCCCCAGACCCGCACGCCAAAUAUUGUCCUUCAGUCACACACGAAGUGUCCCGGGUUCAGACUACAAAAAUUUGGUCACCCUAGUCUAUGGACAUGUCGAAAUAUGUUCCUAAAUCCAUCCUAACCAUUUGUUUUCAAAACUUACCAAGUGUUGAGGGGUGUUCACUGGUAUUCCAUAACAAUUUUCGUAGCGAAACAUGGCUUCUGUCAUGUUUUAUGUAGCAUUUUGUAAAUACAUUUUUUUCUUUAAUUCACAAAAUACCAAAUAAAAAUGACAUAAGCCAUUUUUCACCUUCAGACUUGUUAGGGAAUGCCAAUGAACACCCCUAACCACUUAGUAAGAUGCAUACUUUCGUAAACAAAUGUUUAAAGUGUUUUUUAAGAACAUAUUUGGACAUGCCCAUAGAGGGCCAUUGUAAAGCCAAAUGAGACAAAAUCUAAAUCAGCCAAAAUAACGGAGACAGCAGCAAACAUUUUUUUAAAAAUGGUGAAUGGGGUUCUAAAACCUUGCAGACAACUCAGAAAAGGGGCUUAAUGUUCAAAAUAAUGCACUUGUCUUUUAACAGACAAAUGUACAUGUAUUUCAUAAUGAUGAAGUGUGUGUACAUUUUCGGGACAGCCUGUAUACAUGUCUCUAUACUGUAUGUGUAUGGGAUGGAUGUUCUCGGCUGCAACUAACAAGCAGAGCCGUGGUGCCAUGACAGGAGGUCUUCAUGACGUAGUCAGUGGUCCGUCCUGAGAUUGUUUGCAUAGAGAGACCCCUGAUUAUGGAGGAGAUUAAAACAAAAAGCUGCUUUGUUAUUGUUCUCAUGGUUGUUAGUUUGAUUUCUCUUGAUGGUGCGGCAGUGAGAGUGAGUGUCCUGGUGCCUGCUUCUUCCCUUUUUUUAUUUUUGUAAAUCAGGAACAGGUAGGCCGGCUGGCAUCUCACCAAAGACUCUCUUCUGCGCACUCACGUUUUGCCUUUCUUUUCUUGCUCAGAAAUGUUCUCGUCCACAGUGCAGUCAGUGACCGACACGCACAAGUUGGAAGUUGCUGUCAUCAUGUCCACAAGCAAACAUAUCACUUGAUGACGACUUAACUAUAUUUUUGUUGUUUAUUUUUUUAUUUCAAAUAUUCACAAGAAAGACAGUAUUGUGUCGUGCCAUUUUGAGAAUCAUUAUUUUUGUUCUGUUUCUCUCUCAUGUUAUAUUUCUGUGGAUAUGAUGAAUAAAAGCCCUGAGUUUUUAA
Molecule: messenger RNA, 7100 nt
Organism: Engraulis encrasicolus (European anchovy)
Lineage: Eukaryota; Metazoa; Chordata; Actinopteri; Clupeiformes; Engraulidae
Product: palmitoyltransferase ZDHHC14-like
Exons: 10
Coding region: 532-2232 (566 amino acids)
Biological process (GO): peptidyl-L-cysteine S-palmitoylation; protein targeting to membrane
Cellular component (GO): Golgi apparatus; endoplasmic reticulum
Molecular function (GO): protein-cysteine S-palmitoyltransferase activity
Source: RefSeq, a predicted model, not a curated record